CCAGGUGUGUCAGGGCACUUGCUGCUUGAAAGAGGGAGUUUUCUUUCGUCACACAUCUUUUCUCACCUCCUCCCCCCCACCCCCAAGCAAAGUGUGAUGGCAUUAGUAGGUGCUCACAAGUUGUCCAUAUAGCUUUGAAUUCGGGUAAAGUGUAUGCUUUUAGAAGCUAACCAUUUAGGAGAGGAUUUGUUCUUCCUUCUAUGAGUCGGAAUCGACAACUGCAACGGCCUUGGUUUGGGUUAGCCCUUGCCCUCCCCCCUUGUUAUUUUAGAAAGUCGGGGGGAGGGCGGGGAGCACACAUUCGGGAAAAGUUGACCAAAUUUAUAAUCUAGUUCUCUAAAUUUGUUAUAAAUAUUGCGGUAUUUCCUUUGAAUACUUUUAAGAUUGAAAAGUAUUAUGCUAACCAUGAAUUGAUUUCAUUAUGAAUUAGUUACAAAGUCAGAACUUUAAUGCAUUAGAGGAGAUAAUUAGGCCAGUGUGUAAGAGACAGAACUAUGUUCACUUACUAAAAAUUGGGCAUAGAACAUAGAGAGAUCUGUCUGGUGCUAAGAAAAAGUGUUGUGCAUAAUUUCAUGUUGUUUGGUUCUGGUGUAAGCUCAGACAGUUGGAAUAUCAGUUUUUAGAAAUUAGAUGACAGCUUUCCACUUCUUUAUCAGAUAGAUGUUAAAGUAAGCCUUAUACACCUGAUACUGUGAGUACUAAGUAUUGUACAUAGUAAACUAUUCUUGUUUUAUUCCUACCAGCUUUAGUAUCUUGAUGUACAGUGUAAGUGAAUAUAAAGUUCCAAGUUACCAAACGGUUAACUAUUUUCACCGUAUGUUAAGUAAAACAGUGAUUUAGUAAAGAAAGUAUGAGUCAUUUAAAAUUCUUCACAGGAAAAUAGUAUGAUUUUAUAGCACCAGUAGCAAGCUAUUAAAUGUCUGUCUUAAAUUUGCCUGAAAUUUGUGUUUUUCUGUAUCUUUUUACUUAAGACUCAGCAUUUUAAAAUAUUCUGUGGUUACUACCCAUUUAGAGAUGGUUGUGCUCUUUUUUUUUUCUCCCAGACUACCAGUCUAUAUUUUUUAGUAAAUUUAAUAUCCAGAAAUUCUUAGAAUUUUAUCACAGACUUACUCAGGAGUACAUGUGUGGUGUAAUGGUUAAGCGCUAGGGCUGCUAACCAAAUGGUUGGCAGUUCGAAUCUGCCAGGCCCUCCUUGGAACCUCUAUGGGGCAGUUCUACCCUGUCCUAUAGGGUCACUAUGAGUCGGAAAAAUUCGACGGCACUGGGUGUUCGGGUUAUAACUAAUUUAUGUUUACUUAGUCAUAGAAAUAGAAAUACAAAAGUGUGUCACUGAGUAUAUCUUAUCUCCUAUUUGUGUAUUUGUUUGUGCUCACUAAGGUAAAGAUUGCAUUUUACAGUUUAUAAACUUUAUAAAUCACAGUAAUUUAAAGUAGAGUUUGUGUGGUGAAAUCACUGAUUGAAUUCCUUGUGACAGACCAGCUAUAAAUAAAUAGAAAAUGGGCAACUCACUACUGAAAUACACUUCUGAUGCCCUUAAAAUUUGAAACUUUCGAAUACAGCCGUCUUACUUUUAAAAGAUUUGUUGAGAUUUGAGUAAAGAGGCUGAUAUAUAACUAUAGCAAGGAUGAAAGAAAGGUAUAGCAAGAUUCUUUUUACCCAAAGUUCAGUAGUAUCAAGGUCAUUCUUUUAAAAGAAGGGGAAAACAGAAGAGUUGUUCCAUAAAAAGGGAAGUUAGCAUUUUACCUUAAAAUCUGGUUUGAGAAGAACCUAAUGUGUAUUUAAAAUACUAAUUUUUUACUUUGGAACUAAUUCAAAUAACUGAGGAAAGAAUAGAUGCCAAAAUCUGUGAUGUGUGAAAAUAGGAAGUGUCUCUUUGACAAGAAAAUAUAAAGAAGCUUGUAUUUGUGAGUCAGGGAAACCCAUAAGAAGCCAAAAAGAAAAUCUGAAUAAAUAACACCUGUAGCAUGGGCUGCCUUGUACAUUGUUGGAGGAGAGGGAGAGUGAUUAGUAAAUUGCGGAGAUUCUGAAACAGGAAACUUGAUUAGUACACAAUGAAAGCUGUAUAUUAAAACACAUUUAAACUGAUGGAAGCUGAAUAAUAAACCAAACCCAACCCAGUGCCAUUGAGUCGAUUCCAACUCAUAGUGACCCUAUAGGACAGAGUAGAACUGCCUCAUAGAGUUUCCAAGGAGUGCCUGGCAGAUUUGAACUGCCUACCCUUUGGUUAGCAGCCGUAGCACUUAACCACUAUGCCACCGGGGUUACGGCUGAAUAAUAGGCAGAUUUAAAAAUUAUAUACAAUUUGGGGUGGUUAUUUGCAUACUUUGUCGUAUAAUUUAAUUUAUCCUAUAGCAAACUCAUUGCCAUCAAGUUGAUUCUGACUCAUAAUGACCCUAUAGGACAGAGUAGAACUACCCCAUAGGGUUUCCAAGGCUGUAAAUCUUUAUGGAAGCAGACUGCCACAUCUUUGUCAUACAGAGCAGCUGGUGGAUUCGAACUGCGGACCUUUCGGUUAGUAGCUGAGUGCUUAAUCAUUGUGUCACCAGGGCUCUUUUUAUCUUAUAAAAACCCGUUGCCCUCGAGUCGAUUCGGACUCAUCACUACCCUAUAGCACAGAGUAGAAUGACCCGUAGGGUUUCCAAGGAGCACUUGGUGGGUUCGAACCACCAACCUCUUGGUUAGCAGCCGUAGCUCUUAGCCACUACCUCUCAGCCUCUACGCCACCAGGGUUGGUGUUCAGUAAAUGUUUAAGCAUAGGGUAUAGUGGGAACAGAGUUGGGUAAUUCUAAAUUCAUUCGUAUAUAUGAGUGCUUAUUAUGUACCAGGCAUUAGUGACAUAGCAGUAAACAGAAGGACAGAAAUGUCUACAUGGCAUUUACAUUCUACAGCACUGGUUCCCAAAAUGUGACCUCUGGAUCCACAGUAUCACCAUCACCUGGGAACCUGUUAGAAAUGCAAAUUUUCAUGCUCUGGAAACUAUUUUAACAGGACUUCGAGGUGAUUCUGAUACAGACUCAGGCUUGAGAACCACUGAUCAAGAUGGAGAAGAGAAACAAUAAAUUAGAUGAAUGAGUAAAAUUUGUAAUAUAUUAAAUGUUGAUAAGCGCUGUAGAGUAGACCCCCAAGAAGUAGAAACUUGAAGGAGUUAGAGGGUGAGCCUUGUGAGUAUCUGGUUGAGAUGUAUUUCCAAUAGAGAACAGCAAGGACUCCAGAGCUAGAACACAGGAAGGAAAGCAGAUAGUGUUAGCUUUUAUCCUGUAAAAGUGCUGCUAUUCAUUCAUUUUUUACCUACAGAAACACCAAACACUCUACUAGGAGGAGAAAUCAGAACAAAAGGGGUGAGUGUAGGACAACAGAUUGUGUGAAAGUCAUCUCAAGGUUUUAGAUUUCUCCUUGAGUGAGAUGGGAAGGCACCAAACGGUUUUGAGCAAAUGAUCUAAGCUUUAAAAGGAAGGAUUACUUUAGUUACUUGUCAGAACAGAAGAAGGAAAGUGUUUUUUUCUUCUCACUCUAGUUACCUGAGUCACUCAGUUUCUCUCCGCAAAGGCAACAGGUGUUAAAAUUAGUCUUUAUGGAUUCUUCUAUAAAUUAAUUUCAACAGGUUAAGGGAGUGGUUCUCAACCAGGUCCAUUUAGCCCUCAGGGGACAUUUGGCCCUGUGGUGCAACAGUUUAAGUGCUUAGCUGCUAACUGAAAGGUCUAAGGUUCAAACCCACCAACUGCUCCAUGGGAGAAAGAUGAGGCAGUCUGCUUCCAUAAAAGUUAUUAUUGUUGUUGUUAGGUGCCAUUGAGUCGAUUUCAACUCAUAGCGACCAUAUGCACAACAGAACAAAACAAUGCCAGUCUUGCACCACUCUCAGAGUCGUUGCUGUGUUUGAGCCCAUUAUUGCAGCCACCGUGUCACUGAGGGUCUUCCUCUUUUUCGCUGACCUUCAACCAGGUGUGAUGCCCUUCUCCGGUGAUUGAUCCCUUUUGAUAACAUGUCCAAAGUACAUGAGAUAAAGUCUCCCCAGCCUUGCUUCUAAGAAACAUUCUGGCUGUACUUCUUCCAAGACAGAUUUGUUCCUUCUGGCAGUCCAUGGUAUAUUCAACAUUCUUCACCAACUCCAUAAUUCAAAAAUACAGUUUCGGGAAAUGGCCUCUAAAUCUUGGCUGAAUUUUUUAACAUUCCUCUGUGGAUCAGCAAUUGGAUUUUUUUUAUGUUCUCAGCUAUUUAGUAUUUUGUUGGGAGAACAGGGGGACAUCCAGCCUAAUAUUCUUCAUAAUGAUCCCCAUGCUAGACAUUCAGAUGAUAACGGACAUAAUCAUCUAGAAGGGCAGAUGAACUUCAAUGCAGAUGCCAGCCAACAUACAGAUGAGAACACAGACAUCUCUGAAAAACUCUAUCAGAAAGUUAAAAUUCUUUGCUGGGUGAUGACAGGGCCUCAAAAUCUAGAGAAAAAGGCCAAACACGUCAAAGCUACAUGGGCCCAGCGUUGUAAUAAAGUGUUGUUUAUGAGUUCAGAAGAAAAUAAAGACUUCCCUACUGUGGGAUUAAAAACUAAAGAAGGCAGAGACCAACUGUACUGGAAAACAAUUAAAGCUUUUCAGCAUGUUCAUGACCAUUAUUUAGAAGAUGCUGAUUGGUUUAUGAAAGCAGAUGAUGAUACAUAUGUUGUACUAGACAAUUUGAGAUGGCUACUCUCAAAAUAUGACCCUGAAAAACCUAUUUACUUUGGGAGAAGAUUUAAGCCCUAUGUAAAGCAGGGCUACAUGAGUGGAGGAGCAGGAUAUGUACUGAGCAAAGAAGCCUUGAAGAGAUUUGUUGAUGCAUUUAAAACGGACAAAUGUACACACAGUUCCUCCAUUGAAGACUUAGCACUGGGGAGAUGUAUGGAAAUUAUAAAUGUAGAAGCAGGAGAUUCCAGAGAUACCACUGGAAAAGAAACUUUUCAUCCCUUUGUACCAGAACACCACUUAAUCAAAGGUUAUCUACCCAAAACCUUUUGGUACUGGAAUUAUAACUAUUAUUCUCCUGUAGAGGGUCCCGGGUGCUGUUCUGAUCUUGCAGUUUCUUUUCACUAUGUUGACCCUACAACUAUGUAUGAGUUAGAAUACCUCAUUUAUCAUCUUCGUCCAUAUGGUUAUUUAUACAGAUAUCAACCUGCCUUACCUGAGGAAAUAAGUGAAGCAUACAAAAAUGAAGAUUCAAAAGUAAAAUUAGGAAAUCCUUGAAAGAAAAACACGAACGGAGAUAAAAUAGCUAACGUUGCACUGAAGAAGGACUUCCGCAUUUCUGAUAUAGAACACUGGAAUCCCAGUGAACAUUGUAUAUUAGAAAUCUUUCAUAUGAAUGACUGUAAACUGAAGCUUUAAAUGAGCUGUGAAGUCUGUUAAAAUGUGUUUUUGAUACAGUAAUAUAUAUGUAUAUGAAGAACUUGUGUUUUUUAAAUGGUGGCCAGCUUAGAGAAACUAGAAAAGAGACUUUGUUGCCUGUUUGUGACCACAUGUGUUACUGUCACUGAGAAACAAAAACGUUUACAUUUGCUAAAACUACAACAGCACCAUCUUAGUGUAACACACAUGAUGUUAAACAGAUCUGCCUUAAAAGAAAAUUUUAGAAGAAAAUAGUUUCUCAGUGUUACUUGUAAACUCAAGAUAGGAGUUUGUAUUUGCAGUAUGACAUAAAUGAACCAGGUCCCCCCUCCCUCAGCACACACUGUUUUAGUCUAAUGAAAAGUUUGUUAUGGUUAUUUAUAAUUGGCAGUAUUUUUCAAAAAAAAAAAAAGAAAGAAA
Molecule: messenger RNA, 5774 nt
Organism: Loxodonta africana (African savanna elephant)
Lineage: Eukaryota; Metazoa; Chordata; Mammalia; Proboscidea; Elephantidae
Gene: C1GALT1
Product: core 1 synthase, glycoprotein-N-acetylgalactosamine 3-beta-galactosyltransferase 1
Exons: 4
Coding region: 4134-5213 (359 amino acids)
Cellular component (GO): membrane
Molecular function (GO): N-acetylgalactosaminide beta-1,3-galactosyltransferase activity
Source: RefSeq, a predicted model, not a curated record